Vanrija pseudolonga is the source of this 1104-nucleotide messenger RNA. RefSeq lists its product as uncharacterized. NCBI's taxonomy places the organism in Eukaryota, Fungi, Basidiomycota, Tremellomycetes, Trichosporonales, Trichosporonaceae. The transcript has a single exon. Bases 1 to 1104 code for a protein of 367 amino acids. The record is from RefSeq and is a predicted model, not a curated record.
AUGCCAGACGAACGCGGGAGCACGGCGGAGCCCCGCCCGCCCCCGGUUCUCACGUACACCUCCUUCCCGCACCUCGUCGAGCUGAUCCUACAGCAGGCCGACCUGCCAACGCUCAUAACCCUGCGCAGCGUCUCACACGCGAUCAAGGCGAAAGCUGACACCUGGAUCGUGCAGCACGCGCUCGCGUCCCGCCGCUCCACGAGCCCAAUCUUCACGCAGCGCAACGCGCUGCACCACCGUGCCCUGUUGCCGCCGUACACCGUCGUCGACGUCGUCGAGGCCAUGACGCCCAACGGCGUGAACCGGAACACGCGCGAAGAGAGCACGAAACACAAGGCGUACCUCACCCCUGUGGCCGGAGCCAAGCGGCACGUCGUCGUCGUCGUGCUUACGAUCCCGCCAUACCCGUCCUUCAAUCUCGCGUGCCGCACCGCGCGGAACACGCUCAUGAUAACAGCGGAGGACUACGCCUUGCGCUCGGCAGACCGGCCAUGCUGGGCGCGCCUCGAGCAAAUCGACAUCGUCUUCGCACCGCACGUCGUAGAGGACAUGUGGGGCGCCGUCGGCGAGCACGACGCCGCGCGGCGCGACCCCGACCCACAGCGAACGCACGCCCUCUCGGGCCUCGCGCCGUCCGUGUACACCGAGAUCCGACCGGGCGUGUUCGACGUCAUACGCGGCCGUCUGCGGACCGGAGGGGGCGUGUACUGUCCUCUCUUUUCCCGGCUGGGGGUGUUCGAGCACGUCGCGCACGGCGGGAGCGUGCGCGUCGUCGGGCUCGACGCUCUGCCGCCGGCGUAUGUCGACCACUCUUACGACCCCGACAUGGGCGGUGAGGGUGCGCGGGCAGCCGCGGAGGGGUUUAUCGAGGAACAGUUCCGCGCCUGGGUUGAGCGCCGCGCUGGGCGCACAAAUAUCGUCGACGAGGGCGCCAACGUGGAUGAGGUGCUCAAGACUUGGGGGCUGGAGGAGGAGGACGCGGCGGUGCGCCGCUUCAAGGUGGAGAGGGGGACGUGGGUCGUCGCUCCUAGCGAGGGGGUGCCGGGGGAAGUGGAGCGCGCGCCGGAGAAUGACCCGCCACGGCCUAGGGGAUUCUGCAUGUGA